This is a messenger RNA of Olea europaea var. sylvestris, 558 nucleotides long. Its product is annotated as ethylene-responsive transcription factor RAP2-6-like. The coding region runs from base 1 to 558 and encodes 185 amino acids. The record is from RefSeq and is a predicted model, not a curated record. The transcript is spliced from 2 exons. Gene Ontology annotation, molecular function: DNA binding; DNA-binding transcription factor activity. Gene Ontology annotation, biological process: regulation of DNA-templated transcription; ethylene-activated signaling pathway. Lineage: Eukaryota; Viridiplantae; Streptophyta; Magnoliopsida; Lamiales; Oleaceae.
AUGUCGAAAUUUUCUUCGAAACAAGAAUUCGACAUGAUGGUUUCAGCUCUAAAGCAUGUAAUCGCCGGAGGAGGAGCAGAUGCCGGCGCCGGAGAAAUAAAUGGUGCCACGUCUUCACAUUCCGAACCACCAGCUGCAGAGAAUGUGGUGUUCUACCUCCCUGAUGCACCCACGUGUACUGCAUGCAAAAUUGUUGACUGUUUAGGCUGUGAAAAUUUCGAACCAGCCGAGAAAUAUAGAGGAGUGAGGCAAAGGCCUUGGGGGAAGUGGGCGGCGGAAAUUCGGAACCCGCACAAUGCAAAACGGGUUUGGCUGGGGACUUUUAACAAUGCGGAGGCGGCGGCUAAAGCUUAUGACAGGAAGGCGAUUGAGUUCAGAGGUGAAAAGGCCAAAACCAACUUCCCAUUAUCUCAUUACAAUGUUGAGGCUCAAAGUUAUGAGAAUAAUCAAGGCAUUGAUGGAUUAAUGGAGAAUAGAAGCACAGCUUCCGCCCAAACGAGGUAUAUUCAUCCUAAAGAUGAUGGUUCUAAUCGUCUUCCAUAUCUAUUUUCCUCUUAG